Molecule: messenger RNA, 3387 nt
Organism: Austrofundulus limnaeus
Lineage: Eukaryota; Metazoa; Chordata; Actinopteri; Cyprinodontiformes; Rivulidae
Gene: vmn2r1
Product: vomeronasal 2, receptor 1
Exons: 14
Coding region: 528-3359 (943 amino acids)
Biological process (GO): G protein-coupled receptor signaling pathway
Cellular component (GO): plasma membrane
Molecular function (GO): G protein-coupled receptor activity; olfactory receptor activity
Source: RefSeq, a predicted model, not a curated record
GGGGGUUCAGGUGUGUUCUAGUCCCCUCAGACUGGGAGACAAGCUCAAACAGGUUUCACACUCAGGGGACCGGGCAGCACUACUGGAACUGUUGCUGAACUCUAACAUUGCAUUAAGACUACAAGUUACCACAUGCAGCRGAUAAUUAACUCGUGGCCUGCGGCGGUUCUCUCCAGCUUCGAGUAUUGAAGUGUAUUUACAAGAAGAACGGAGAGGAAGACAUGAUAAUGUGCUCAAAUGUUUCUUGGAACAGAGCAGAAGUUUUUGUGUUUUGGGCCACAUCUUUUAUGAUGGAUGUCUUUUUAGUUCUUGUUAAAAUCACACUUUGUUUAAACAAAGAUUGUGCCAUCAGUCGUAGAUUGUAACUCAUCCUGCACCUGUUUGCUUCUGUUCUAUUAAAUCUGUUACCUUUGCUCCUCUCCCCUGAGGCCUUAUGAGACACCUGUCACACAUCUCUGCCUGCUCCUCUGUCUGCUGCAGACACACAGCGCUCUCCCAGGUCCUUUCAACCUCCACGAAUUAUAGAAAUGAGAGGCUUUUUGCUUGGACUGUGGUGCUUUUUCUGCGUUUACCAAUCUCUCUCGGGAGAGACCACCUGCAAGCUGAAGGCCAAGUUCAACCUGAGCGGCUACAAGAAUGUAGAGAAGAAGAAGGUGGUCAUUGGGGGGAUGUUUCCUGUCCACAAGCGCGUUGCUUCCAGUAAUGGCAACACUUCCAGUCAGCAGGUCUCCUCUGGGUGCGAGGGAUUUAAUUUCCGCACCUUCCGCUGGACGCAGACCAUGCUGUUUGCCAUCAAUGAAAUCAACAAGAGGAGCGACCUGCUGCCCCAAACUGACCUGGGCUACGUCAUCUACGACUCGUGCUUCACAAUCUCAAAGGCCGUGGAAGGAACGCUGACCUACCUGACGGGCCAGGACGAAGCAGUUCCCAACUACCGCUGUGGAGACGGGCCGCCUCUUGCUGCCUUAGUGGGUGCUGGAGGUUCUGAUCUGUCCAUUGCAACAGCCAGGAUCCUGGGGCUUUAUCAUUUCCCACAGGUCAGCUAUAGUUCAACAUGUUCUGCCCUGAAUAAUAAGUUCCAGUUCCCCACUUUCCUAAGGACCAUUCCUAAUGAUGUCCACCAGUCUACAGCCAUGGCUCAGCUGGUGCUGCACUUUGGCUGGACCUGGGUGGGAACCAUAGCUGCAAAUGACGAUUAUGGCAAAUAUGGCAUCAAAGACUUCAAGGCACAGGUGGAGGAAGCUGGUGUCUGCAUCUCUUUCUCUGCGACCCUGCCCAAAGUGAGCUCCCCAGAUACCAUCAAGAGUAUCGUUAAAACUGUAGCUGAUUCCACAGCCAAGAUCAUCGUCGUCUUCUCAUCAGACGUGGACCUGAGUCCUCUCAUCACCGAGCUGCUCUUACAUAAUGUAACCAACCGCACCUGGAUUGCCAGCGAGGCCUGGGUCACCUCAGCGCUCAUCAACCAGCCAGGGGUGAACUCAAUCCUGUCUGGUACGCUGGGUUUUGGGGUGAAGAAGGCUGACAUCCCUGGUCUUCAGCACCACUUACUUGGCUUGGAUCCCUAUGAUGAUGCACUUACUGAGGAGUUCUGGGGGACGUUGUUUAACUGCACACUGGACUAUAAAAAAGCUCUGAGGAUGGCCAGAGCGGUGAAUGGCACACCGUCCAGAGCGGCGAGGGGGAUACCAGAUGGCCUAUGUACUGGCAAAGAGUCUGUGGCUCAGCUCAAUAACACGUACUCUGAUGUCUCGCAGCUACGAAUCACUUACAGUGUUUACAAAGCAGUGUACGCUGUGGCCCACGCCCUGCACAACCUGGAGCACUGCGUACCUGGAAAAGGUCCCUUUGUUGGGAACAGCUGUGCUAACAUCAGUAAUUUUGAGCCAUGGCAGUUGAUGUAUUACGUGAAGAAUGUGAAUUACAAAAUGCCGAACACAGCGGAGGAGAUCUUCUUCACAGACGGAGACAUAGAGGGCUUCUACGACAUCAUUAACUGGCAGGUCAACAGUGAUGGGGAGAUAUCCUAUGUCACUGUGGGACACUACAAUGGCUCUGCAGCUGCAGAGGACAAACUGCACAUAAGGAACGCCUCCAUUAUUUGGAACAAUGACAAUUUGGAGCCUCCUCGGUCGGUGUGCAGUGAGAACUGUCAGCCUGGCACCAGGAAGGGGAUCCGGCAGGGGGAGCCAGUCUGCUGUUUUGACUGCAUCCCGUGUGCUGAUGGAGAAAUCAGCAACACAACCAAUGCCCGUGAAUGUAUCCUGUGCACUGGAGAUGACUGGUCAAAUAGCGCUCAUGAUGCCUGCGUGCCAAAGAUCAUAGAGUUCCUGGCUUUUGGAGAACCACUGGGAAUCACUCUGAUUGYCAUCUCUGCCUUUGGAGCUUUAGUAGCCAUUGCUGUCGGGGUUGUCUUUGUCAUGCACAUCGGCACGCCUCUGGUCAAAGCCAAUGACGUCCUGCUGAGCUUCUCGCUGCUCCUCUCCCUGGUUGUGACCUUCCUCUGCUCCAUCGUCUUCCUCGGAGAGCCGCAGCACUGGAGCUGCAUGACCAGCCAAGUCGCUUUAGCUCUUGGCUUCGCUCUCUGCCUCUCCUCCAUCAUGGGUAAGGCAGCAGUGUUGAUGCUCAGAGCUCAAGCCUUGAAAAGAGCCAGAAACAGAGCCAAGGCAGCUGCCAAAGCUGCUAAAGCUGCUGCCGAAGCGGCGGCUAACAGCGGCAGUCCUGACGUGAUCGUAACCAGCUCCAGUAACUACGAGGCCAGCGCUGCGGACAAACCUGAGGUGGAUGUCCUCACCUGUGGCCAUCAGCGGGCCAUCGCUGCUGUGGCCACGUUAAUACAGGCCGUAGCGUGCACAGUGUGGCUCAUCCUCCUCCCUCCACACCCAGUUAAGAACACCGCCGCCCAGAACGUCAAGAUUAUUCUGGAGUGUGAUGAGGGCUCUGUGAUCUUCAUCUGCUGCAUCUUUGGGUAUGACAUCUUUCUUGCUCUGCUGGCCUUCAUCUUCGCCUUCAUCGCCCGCAAACUUGAAGACAACUUCAGCGAGGCGAAAGGGAUGACCUUCGGCAUGCUGGUCUUCUUCAUCGUGUGGAUCUCCUUCGUCCCGGCCUACCUCAGCACGCGUGGCAAGUUCAUGGUCGCCGUGCAGAUUUUUGCCAUUCUGGCUUCCAGCUUCGGCCUGCUCGCCUGCAUCUUCCUCCCCAAGUGCUACGUUAUUCUGGUCAAACCGGAUCGCAACAAAGAGGAGCUGAUGAAGCCCCGCCCCAAACCCCGGGACGGCUCCAUGGGCACCUCGGCCUCUCUUGCGACGGCCGCCACUGAGGUCAACACGUCGUUUGCAACCACUGAUAUUGAUGAAAAAUGAUUUAAACAAUUAAAACAAUCAUGCACUA